Molecule: messenger RNA, 2227 nt
Organism: Aspergillus ochraceoroseus IBT 24754
Lineage: Eukaryota; Fungi; Ascomycota; Eurotiomycetes; Eurotiales; Aspergillaceae
Product: putative alpha/beta hydrolase
Exons: 2
Coding region: 414-2006 (530 amino acids)
Biological process (GO): cardiolipin acyl-chain remodeling
Cellular component (GO): mitochondrial inner membrane
Molecular function (GO): A2-type glycerophospholipase activity
Source: RefSeq, a predicted model, not a curated record
UCCUAAGCAUUCUCAACCACAACCACAACACCAAAGAAAAGAACGGAAAAGAAAAGAAAACAUAUCUCAGUAUCAAUUCUCUCUUCUCUGUGAUUCUCUCUCACCCCUCCUUAUUGGGUCGGGGAUAACCGGUGUUUGGCGCCUUCAACGCCUCGGGCCUCAGCUUUUCUCCGUGGUCAAGCCGUCAUCUUUUCGCCUUCGUUUGGUUACCUAGCUUUAUUUGAAUUAUCUCUUGUGAUCUCGAGUGACGGAGGAAGCUAUUUCUUCUGUUCCUCGACUCUUCGCGUGACAAGGUGUCUAACCGCCGACUUCCUUCUCUCUACUUUCAGGUCUAUCGACCCUGGGCCUGCAUUGAAUUUCCACGUGUCAUCUCCUUCCCCAAUUCCACUCUCUCCCGCCGCUCGACGACAUCCAUGGCGUCUGAAUCGCUGGAAUCGUCGAGAGGCAAGUUCCAGGAUCGUACCCGGCAGGACUCGACCGCGGACAACACUCCGCAUGCCGCUCGUGGUGCCAGUGCAACCCCUACGCCAAUGUCUUGGUUUCCGCUAGGCUACCGAGAGGGGUUCAGCCAGUGGUGGUCUUCUAUCCCCGCAGCCGCUGCUGAGCAUAAAGUUCUCUCCUAUCUUCCUUACCUCCAGCAUCAACCCCCGACGCACUUGCAGACGGGAAAGGUUGUCGAUGGUUCGAAUGGGGUACCCGGUAGCCUACAGUCCGCGGAUCAAAGCCAGCAGGGCGAGGUAGCAGCCAAUUCCCUCAAUGACCCCUACGGCCCUCGACGAUGGCUUUCUAGCAUGGUCCAGCUGAGCGGCAAAAAUCGCGCUCUUAACGAAUUCUCCGUGGAACGAAUUGGAGAAGAGGUGGACCAGCAUUUGGUCAUACUUCACGGUUAUGGAGCAGGGCUGGGAUUUUUCUACAAAAAUUUUGAACCCUUGAGCCGAUUGAAAGGGUGGCAACUGCACGCCCUCGAUCUGCUUGGCAUGGGUCGCAGUACCAGACCGAAUUUUCGUAUCAAAGCAAAGGCCCGGGAAGCCGCUAUCAAAGAGGCAGAGGAUUGGUUUGUGGAUGCGUUGGAAGAAUGGCGUGUCAAGCGCAAAAUUGAACGCUUUACCUUACUCGGCCACAGCAUGGGUGGCUACAUAGCUGUAAAUUACGCCCUGAAAUAUCCAGGACAUCUCAACAAGCUCAUUCUGGCCUCUCCCGUGGGGAUCCCAGAGGACCCGUACGCUGUGGCAGCAGAAAUGCCCGAGGCGCAGCAGGACCAACCCAGCAGCGCAAACUUGGACGCAGGAGCGCGUUCCGGUGAUGUACCAAAGGGAGACAACAACAUCCUCCUCAAAGGCCCUCCCACGGACUCUGCAUCUCAGGACCGUCCCCCCCGCCGCUCAUAUCCAAAGUGGUUUGCCUACCUAUGGGAUGCAAACAUCUCCCCAUUCAGCCUUGUCCGCUGGGCCGGACCUUUUGGCCCUAGACUCGUCUCCGGCUGGACGUCCCGCCGCUUCUCCCACUUGCCCGCUGACGAAGCCAAGGCUCUCCACGAUUACUCCUACUCAAUUUUCAGUAUGCGAGGUAGCGGGGAGUACGCACUCUCGUAUAUCCUUGCCCCUGGUGCAUUCGCGCGCAAUCCUCUCAUUCGACGAAUUGAAGGCGUGGGUCGACAACUAAUCCCAUCGACCGUUCCUUACGCCAACAACACAGACAGCAGUGCCAUGGUCUCGGGAAACCCCAGACGCGAAAAUGGUAUCCCGGUGAUCUUUAUGUACGGUGACCACGACUGGAUGGACUAUAAGGGCGGAGUGGCAGCCACGGCUAAAAUUUUGCAAGAAAAGCGACGCGUUCUUGAGAAUGCAACACCCGAAGAGCGAGAAGCAGAUAAUGGAUCCGCUAAAGUUGUCAUGAUCAAGAACUCGGGUCACCAUGUCUACCUCGAUGGAUGGGAGCAAUUUAAUGAUGUCGUUUUAGCCGAGAUGGAGGAAGUAAGCCGGACAGAACGGACGAGGGGGCUAUGAUUUGCCUCCUUUGCCUUAAUUUCUUUUUUAGCGUUUUUGUUGACUUUGGGGAUUUAUUUGGGAUGUAUAGAUUUUUUUGUCGGCCGGCGGAGAGGUCUGCCUGGCUGUCUACGGAGUUCGGUCAUGUGGUAGAUACAGGAAGAUGUACAUAUAUAUAUAUACACACAAGAUAGAAGAAACAUUGUCGUCAAAGAAUAUGAAUUUCAUCACUUCAUUAUAUC